AAACAGUGUGACGUCAAACUAAAGCUUCCGGGCUGCUAGCGGUAGCCCGGUAAUUCAUAGAUUUUGCUUCUUUAAUACAAUUUUUUGUCAUGCUUGCUGUUGUUAUUUAUUGUCGAAAAAUCCAAUGUUUAUAGUUUAUGCGAAUAUUUUUUAUCGGAGCUGUUUCCACGAGGAUACAUAUAACGAAGACGGUCCCGGAGCGGCUCGGGCAUAGCGGUUGAGAAAAGAGGGUGCCUUGCUGCAUGAAGUACCCACCAGCUGGACUGGCAGCACUUCAGAAUACUUUGUACAGACCAGCUCAGUUUGUCAUUGGGCAGAAGGGAUCGACUUGUCUCCAGGACCGACUUCAUUACAAAAAUGAAGUUGAAGGAGGAUAUAAACCCCCUGCUCCUGCAGGUUUUCCGCUCUGUCGUCUGGGUCUAUUCUGUCAUAACCUUCCUACCCUGGUACUUCUUUUCCGGGGCUGGAACCAAUUUGGAGCGAGCACGUCGGAUUAAGGCCUGCUCUGUCAGCGGACACCCAGCGGGACCUUACAGGGCCAUCAAUAGCCGAGAAAAGCUGGUGGCAUUGGUGCAGCCAGGAGUCGACACACUGGACAAAAUGUUCGAGUUUGCAGCGAGGAGGUUUCCAAACAGGGACUGCCUGGGCACCAGGGAGGUGCUGAGUGAGGAGGAUGAACUCCAGCCAAAUGGAAAAGUCUUUAAAAAGGUGAUUCUGGGGAACUACAACUGGCUCACGUAUGAGGAAGCCUACAAUGCAGCAAAGUGCUUUGGUAGUGGUCUGGCAGCUCUUAAUCAGAAGCCUCACCAUAACAUCGCUAUUUUCUGUGAGACCAGAGCGGAGUGGGUCAUAGCAGCGCAGGCCUGCUUCAUGUACAAUUUCCCACUCGUGACACUGUAUGCCACACUCGGGCCCAAAGCCAUAGCUCAUGGGCUGAAUGAGACAGAGGUCACUCACAUCAUCACAAGCAAGGACUUACUUCAGAGCCGCCUUAAGGCCAUUUUGUGCGAUGUGCCGCGGCUCCAGUAUAUCAUCGUUGUGGACAUUAAACCCACAAGCUGGUCAGGCAUGCCCAGAGGCAUCACAGUCUACAACAUGGAGGGUGUGAAGGAGCUGGGAUCCAAGCCCGUUCACAUGGACCGUAGACAGCCAGAGUCCUCGGACAUCGCUGUCAUCAUGUACACCAGUGGUUCCACUGGCAUCCCCAAGGGUGUGAUGAUCUCCCAUGGCAACCUCAUCGCCGGCAUCGCAGGCAUGGCCGAGCGGAUCCCUAACCUCAAUGAGACUGACACCUACAUUGGCUACCUACCACUGGCCCACGUUUUAGAGCUCAGCGCAGAGCUGGUUUGCAUCUCCCAUGGAUGUCGCAUCGGAUAUUCCUCUCCUCAGACUCUCGCCGACCAGUCCUCCAAGAUCAAGAAGGGCAGUAAAGGGGAUACCAGCGUGCUAAAGCCGACUCUCAUGGCAUCUGUGCCAGAGAUCAUGGAUCGAAUUUACAAAAAUGUCAUGACCAAAGUGGACGAGAUGAGUAAGUUUCAGAAGACGCUCUUUGUGUUUGCUUAUAACUACAAGAUGGAGCAGAUCUCCAAGGGCUACAGUACGCCUCUCUGUGACAGAAUAGUUUUCAACAGAGUACGGUCUCUGUUGGGAGGAAACACUCGAGUGCUACUCUCUGGUGGAGCUCCACUCUCUGCGGCAACGCAGCGCUUCAUGAAUGUCUGCAUGUGCUGCCCGGUGGGACAAGGCUACGGCCUGACAGAGACAUGUGGCGCUGGCACCAUCAGUGAGAUGUGGGAUUACAGUACAGGACGGGUUGGCGCUCCACUGGUUUGCUCAGAGAUCACUCUGAAGGACUGGGAAGAGGGUGGCUAUCACAGCACUGACAAGCCCAACCCAAGGGGGGAAAUUUUGAUUGGAGGUCCAAAUGUAACAAUGGGUUACUACAAAAGUGAAGGCAGGAACCAUGAAGACUUCUUCGUGGAUGCGAAGGGCCAGAGAUGGUUCUGUACGGGAGACAUCGGAGAAUUCCAUCCUGAUGGAUGCCUGAAGAUUAUCGACCGUAAGAAAGACUUGGUGAAACUCCAGGCAGGCGAAUAUGUCUCUCUCGGAAAAGUAGAAGCGGUUUUGAAGAACUGCCCACUCAUAGACAAUAUCUGUGCCUACGCUAACAGUGAAGAGUCAUAUGUGAUCAGCUUUGUGGUUCCCAACCACAAACACCUCAUGGCAUUGGCGGAGCAGGUUCAAAUAAAGGGCACGUGGGAAGAGCUCUGCAACAAUCCCAAGAUGGAGAAGGAGGUUCUCCGCAUCAUUACUGAGGCGGCCGCCACAGGAAAACUGGAGAAGUUCGAGAUUCCCAAAAAAAUCCGCCUGAGUUCCGAGCCAUGGACACCGGAGACCGGCUUGGUCACCGACGCAUUCAAAUUGAAACGCAAGGAGCUCAAAACACAUUACCAAGAGGACAUUGAGAGGAUGUAUGGUGGGAAAUAAAAGAGUAGAUACACCCCAAAUGACCGCCUCAUGAGGAUUUACAUGGAUGACACUCGCAUAAAUACAGACACACGGACUUGUUCGCCUCCUCUUCAGCUUCUCUGUCACCAUCUUCGAUCAAACGAGGCAGAAAAGUCUGGAGUCAGGUUCGCAUUUUUAGGUCAAGAGCAAGAGGCCGAUCCCACCAGCCAGACCCGCUGCAACGCACCAACAAUUCCACUUUCCACCGAUCAAAAACCCAUCGAGUUGCCAUGGCGACCACAUGAAGUCAGACCUUUGCAUGACUCAAAGUAUAAAGAAUGUCAUGCUGGACGUUUGUACAUCCGUGUCUGUCUCGCUUCUCUUCUCCCCACCACGCGUUCUGGAACAUUCCACCUCUACGGCUCGGUUUGCUAACAUGCUGCGCAGAUAUCCGGCAGGGACGUGCGAUCCCUCUUAAGACUCUGAGGAACAUUCAGGUUGGGAUAUUUGCAGGGAUCAUUAUUGUCUUCAAUAUUGUUUUUUGUUGUUUUUUUUCUUUUGUGUGUUUUACAAUGUUUCUUCUAUGUUUGGUUUGUCUGCAUUGGAAUCCAUGUGUGCGGUGAAUAACUGUUGCGAAGCCAUGAGAGAUUUUACAUUAAGACAUUGGAAAAUACGUUUUCUUGUUACUUGUAUUAUUCAGAUGGGUUUACUGAUUUUAUAUGCUUAAGUUGUAUUUUCUACCUGUUCAUUCUCAUUGUGUGUUUUCAUUCCAUUCUUAAGGUCAUUUUUUCCUUUUUUUUUUUUUGUCAGGAGUCCCAAAGUUUUCUCAUUUGAGUGCAUGUUUACUCACUUGUCUCUUUUAUCCCUGCUCCCAAAUAUUGCAGCAUCAAUGGGGAAAGGUGUCCUUUGAGACAAUGCAUGGGUUGGGAUUUGCUCCAAAAUGACCUGCCUCAUCUGCCCUGAAUUCCUCCAGUCAUAAUUAAUGCACCAUAUGGAUAUACUCCAAGGGAACUUAGCUUAGUAGAAUGGUUUGAAGUAGAUUUAGUCUUUUUUUUUUUGGCUCAGUUGUAUGUUAAUCUUAUUAACCAUAGGUCUUACUGUUACUUCUCUCAGUUUUUAAAUGGAAUAAUGAAAUACAAAAAUGAAUGUGCAAUAUUUAUACUCAAUGUUAAAGUAUGUAAGAAGGAAGAAAAUGCACAGCCGACAGCUUUUUUUUUUUGCUUUUUUUUUUUUUGUGGUGUAUUCGACACUAAGCUUUGUUUAGGGUGAAGGCUUUGUAGAGGAUGGUAGAGAGACACUGAUAGGGGAGUUUAGAUGUAGCCUGUGCUGAAAAUAUUCAUUAAAACUGCAUGAUGGAAGAUGCACGACUGUACCAAAAAAAAAAAAAAUCGCACUCCAUUCAGGCCACUGAAGAAGAAAUGCUUUAUGAACACGCUCCAUGUUAGAGUAAAUAGGAAAAGCUCAAACUGAGAUUUCUGUAUAUUUAGACUGGCUUGUGUGUAUAAUAACUGUAUGUGUAAUGUACAUAAAAGGAUUCUGUAACCUGCCAUUUAUUUGAAUCCAUGUAAUAAAUAGCUCCAACAAUAGGCUGUCAGAUAGACGGUGAUGUUUAAUUAAUUACAUAUUACAAGUGACUUUCUUCCUUCAGUAUUAUGUGUUUAUAGACUGAAGAUGAGAAUGUUUUCUCAGUGCUGUAAUGUAAGGACACUUUUUCUGAAUGCAAUCUCUGCUUUCUGGUACUUAAAGCAUCCUACAUUAAUAAAGGUACAGUCAGGUAGCCUAGCUCCACCUCUUUUAGCUCGAAAAGGUUUAGAUCGUAAGAACCUCGCCCGUGUCUUCCCUUUUUUGUUUUUAUAUGAACAUAAAAUGCUCCUUCCUCUGCUCUCUGAUGUUUCAGUGAAGAGUCCCUUACUCUGCUGUUUGCUGAUUUUUUUUCUUUUUGCCCGGCUAGAGGUGGCUUGUUGCCUUCUGACAAAAAAAAAACAAAAAACAAACAUGAGAUAUCUUCAGGGGUUCUUUAGAAUGUGAAGCGCUCCAUGCUUAUUGUUGAUAUCGCACACACUCCUUAUACCUGCCCUCACCGGCGAGGCAGAGGGUGCAGAGACAAAAUCUAAUGUUUAUUUUUCACUUGCUUUGUAAAAAGGCUCAAGAGGGGCUCUGAUAUCUAAACUGCAUUAAAUACUACCAAUAACUGUACAGUCUGUAAAGCCUCCUGUAAAUGUAUUUAAUGAUUUCUGUCAUUGACCGGUUUUGAGGGUCUCCGUUUCCUCUUUGUUUUUGUGUGAUGAAGCUGAGCUACUGCAAGUGUAUCCUUUCUUAUUUAUUUGUGAUUUGGCCUUGGCAAUACUGUAAUGGAAAUAAAGAAGUUUGUAUUGUUGA
This is a messenger RNA of Xiphophorus hellerii (green swordtail), 4827 nucleotides long. RefSeq names its product acyl-CoA synthetase long chain family member 3b (gene acsl3b). The coding region runs from base 358 to 2487 and encodes 709 amino acids. Gene Ontology annotation, cellular component: plasma membrane; endoplasmic reticulum; lipid droplet. The transcript has 15 exons. Gene Ontology annotation, molecular function: long-chain fatty acid-CoA ligase activity. Gene Ontology annotation, biological process: neuron differentiation; long-chain fatty acid metabolic process; long-chain fatty-acyl-CoA metabolic process. NCBI's taxonomy places the organism in Eukaryota, Metazoa, Chordata, Actinopteri, Cyprinodontiformes, Poeciliidae. The record is from RefSeq and is a predicted model, not a curated record.